Molecule: messenger RNA, 687 nt
Organism: Postia placenta MAD-698-R-SB12
Lineage: Eukaryota; Fungi; Basidiomycota; Agaricomycetes; Polyporales; Adustoporiaceae
Exons: 2
Coding region: 1-687 (228 amino acids)
Source: RefSeq, a predicted model, not a curated record
AUGGCGUCCCCUGCCACAGGCACCACCGCGCCCAGCCGCACCGCACCAUGGGCUGCCUCCGCCGUCUCAAGUCCACUCCCGCAUCCGCUGCAUCCACCGCCCUCCGCGCCACCCCCAAGCGUCUCAGCACACCCAAGAAUGCACUCGUCCACCCAGACUCCGUCGCCUGCAUCGCACACUCCCCGCCGCCCGGGCAUUCGACGACGAUCUGCGGGCGUUAUCGCUCAACGCGCUCACCGGGACCGUGCACUAGCGCGCGGCCUUGCCAUCCUCCAAAGUCUCAUGCUGAUCUCCACUGAGCUCGAUCCGGACGUCCUCGACGACGACACACCGCCGCUAUGCGUCAUUCACUGCCUCGCGACGAGUCUACCUCCGACGCAGGUGGUCCCUGCGCUACCUUCACGUCGCCCGAUGCAAACCACCGUCGCGCCGCUGGGCGUCAGCACCGCUUUGCGCCCAGAAGGACACCCGCCCGGCCCACGCCCGCGCCGAGUCGACGAGCUCCUCGUCGAUGCGCCCGCCCUAGGGUCAUCGCCCCGCUCCAGUGCCUCGCCCGCCGCCUGCCCCGCCCCGACGCCAAGCAGCGCUUCCAGGACGCGCAGCACGCCAUCCACCGCUGCUGGCGCUGCCGUCGCCCCGGUCGCCGCCGUCCCGCGCACGCCCAUAGAGACAGAGCCAUUCGCGUAG